AGUGCGGCACUCCUUUCGGACUCGUUCAUCUGUCAGUCGCAUAAAAUUUGCGAAUUUGUGUUGAAUGAAUGUGAGGAUCGAUUUCGGCGGACCAGCAGCGGUCGAAUUGUGGAACUGCCCGGCCUAUUCUCUACGAAUAUCGGAUAUACAAGCGGCAGGAGUUGCCGCCGCGCAGAUCAAGGACCUUGAUUGAAUGUGCAUGCACCCGCCUUACUAACAAUGGCCAGUUUCGCUGCUCAAGCGGCCCUCAGAUCCAGGUGGACCGACCUGGUUGACUCCUCGUCGUUUGAGGUGCCCAAGGAGGUGACCACUGGUGUCAAGAGUGUUGUGGGCUGGCUCAAGCAGGCGUCACACGAAGUGCGUCAGGCAGGCUUGCGCACCCUGAGAAACAAUUUUGUGGAGGUCCAUACAAUGGGCUCCAACGUGCCACUUUCAUCUAUAACUAUUCUCCACUUCAACGAUGUAUAUAACGUUGAGCCAGCGGACAAAGAGCCAGUGGGAGGCGCUGCCAGGUUUGUCCACGUCAUCAAGUCUUUGGAGCACCUGAAUCCCCUCAUAUUGUUCAGUGGCGAUGCAAUCGCCCCCAGCAUGCUAAGCACCUUCACAAAGGGUGAGCAGAUGAUUCCUGUACUCAAUGAGUGCAACGUCCAUUGUGCCGUCUACGGCAAUCAUGAGUUUGAUUUUGGUCUGGAUGUCUUGCUUGACUGGGUCAGCAGGACCAACUUUCCGUGGCUAAUGAGCAAUGUCCUUGACAACGAAACCGGCCGACCCUUGGCUGAUGGAAAGAUCACCCAUGUUGUUCAGUGGGGAGGUCACAAAAUUGGAUUGAUUGGAUUAGUUGAAAGAGAGUGGCUGGACACUCUUGCCAGCAUUAAUACUGACGAGGUCACAUUCAUCAAUUACAUAGAAGCUGGAAAAAAAUUGGCCCAACAAUUAAAGGAAGAGGGUUGUGAAUAUGUAAUUGCCCUCACACACAUGCGAACUCCAAAUGAUGUCCUCCUCAUAGAGGGUGUGCCUGAGAUUGACCUUUUCCUUGGAGGUCAUGACCAUGUUUAUGAUGUGCAAUUGGUUGAUGGGAGAUACUUGAUCAAAAGUGGGACCGAUUUCCGUCAAAUGUCUAAAAUCACUUUAACCUUUACUGGAAAGAAUGUGGAUGUUGAUAUUGAAGAGAUCAAUGUCACCUCAAAGUACCCUGAAGAUGAUGGACUCAAGAAGGAGCUUGAGAAGUAUUCAGCUGUGAUUGCUGAAAAAAUGGAAGAAGUGCUUGGCACAUUUGCAGUUCCUCUUGAUGGCAGGUUUGCCAGCAUUAGGACAUCAGAAACCAAUCUAGGCAACUGGGUGUGCGACGUAAUUCUUGCUGCUACUGGUGCUGACUUUGUACUCCUUAACUCUGGCACAUUGCGUUCUGAUCGGGAGCAUUGCGCUGGAGAAUUCACACUUAGGGAUUUGAUGAGUGUGUUGCCCAUGAUGGAUUGUCUUACUGUCCUCUCAGUCACUGGCUCCCAAAUUUUGAAAAUGCUGGAGAACAGUGUUUCACAGUAUCCUCGACUGGAGGGUCGCUUCCCACAAGUAUCAGGAAUUUCUUUUGGGUUUGAUCCAAAUGCAUCUGCAGGCCAGAGGGUGGACCCUCAAUUUGUGAGAAUCGGAGACGAGUACCUCAGCUUAGACCAGAGAUACAAACUUGCAACUAAGAAAUAUGUUGCUCAAGGAAAAGACGGCUAUGACUGUUUAAGAGAAUCAAAAAUUUUGGUUGAUGCUGACGACUGUGUUGAGUUAAGGACGGCAAUCCAGAACCAUUUUCAUGCCAUAAAAAUGAGACAAGGCCAGACCAAGCGCCACACAAAGCACAGGCAGAGUUUGGUUACUAUAUCAAGAAGGCACAGUUUGGUGAAAAUGCUGGAGACAACUGAGAACUCUGACGCGCCUCCUCCUCUUCGUCGUUCAAGCAUCAUUGACCAGGAUGGAGGACCUCCACCUUUACGCAACAGACUGACCCGUAGAGCCAGCAUUGAUGAUUUGGAACAGGAAACAUGCGAGUUGUGCCCCAAAGUUGAAGGUCGGAUUGUGCACUUGACUCCAGAGACACGCCGAAGGCUUACUUUGGAAAGGCAAAGGAUUGAGGCUGACUCUGUGAUUCCCGAAGCAGAUGAGUCUAUAUCCCCAAGGGGGAGCUUCGACAAUUCAUAAGCCACUGAGGAGUGGAGAAUUGAUGAAUUAUUGUCCCUGCCGCAUAUGAGACAUUAUUUUAUUGGUGUGAUUGGUUAUAUAGGCAAAGACCUAUACUGUUGUUUAUACAUACAAUAUGUAUGCAUCGAUGAUACAUUCAUGAGCACUAUGUUAACAAUACUUCCACACACCAAUUAAAUGUUUAGCUUGGUCUAGCUAAUAUGUAUCGUUAAGAAAGAUUUUCAUCCCUCCUUUUAGAGUGACGAAGUGAAUUUUGAAAACGGAAAGUAUUAACUGGAUGUGAUAUUUUGAUCUGCGAUGGAUUGGAGCCGGUUCCACUCAUAAUUAUACCCCAAAUAAAGAAAGGAAUAACAGCUUUUGUUAUUUGAUCGUGAUAAUUUACGUUGCCCAAAAAAGGUGUUGUCUGCAAAGGGAGUUGUGGGCACCACACUUUUUGCUUUCUAAGCCCUUUUUGCAACAAUUCCUUUAGUAAGCAACUCUGUUGUGGGUUUGCGAGCUUCGGGCUGGAGGCGCGCUCGCCCGAGAACGUGGUGAAGGCCGGCUCCGGGCGGGACAAAAGGCCGGGGUUCGUGAGGGGGCUCCUGCGGAGUCCCCUCAUGAACACAGCCGCCCUUUUGUCCUCGCCCUCCGCACGGCCUUCCCCACGUCCUCGACCUCGCUGCGCCUCCACCCCUCGCUCGCGGCUUCUGCAAAAAUUAAUCAUGGGGUUGCCCACCUCCGAAUUGCCGGUUUGUGGGGUGCCCACAACUCCGGCCGCUUGCAACACUUUUUGUAAUAAUUAAUUUGUCGUGCGUCGCGCCUCCUAUAUAAGCAUGCGUCGCGCGUACUAUAAGCAUGCGGCAUGCGUCGCGUGUACUAUAACCAUGCGUCGCGCCUCUUACGAUGGUGAAAAGCGCCCGGCCUCUGGAAUUCGCUUUGCCCCUCACUGGAUUUACGGCCCGUCGCGCGUCCUAUAAACAUGCGUCGCGCCUGCUAUAAGGGUGCGCACGGCCCUCCGGAGGUCGUCUUGCCCCAUUCUGAACCCAUCCCAAGGGCCCCCUACAUUAAGAUUGUAGGAAAAGAUUUGCGUCGCGCGUGCUAUAUGUUGCCGAGGUAUCGAUGGAAUAAUCGGUUUUCUUAACAAUUAUACCGCCACCAGUAUUGAACGCGCGACGUAAAACCAGUAUUGUAUGCGCGACGUAAAACCACUAUUGAACGCGCGACAUAAUGCAAGUGAUGCCAACUGAAAUCAGGGAUUUUAGGAACCACGUCGCGCGUACUAUAACAUUACCAUUUAUUUUUUGUAAAAAAUGUUAUAGCUUUUACAGCACAAAUUAAUAAGUCAUAUGUGCCCAAUCAGCAAGAAGAAUUUUUUAAUAUUGUUGCCAUGUUUUUUUUUUUUUUUUUUUUUUUUUA
Molecule: messenger RNA, 3582 nt
Organism: Neocloeon triangulifer
Lineage: Eukaryota; Metazoa; Arthropoda; Insecta; Ephemeroptera; Baetidae
Product: snake venom 5'-nucleotidase
Exons: 12
Coding region: 220-2187 (655 amino acids)
Biological process (GO): nucleotide catabolic process
Molecular function (GO): hydrolase activity
Source: RefSeq, a predicted model, not a curated record